AUGUCAACCGUUGGCGGUUACGUAGACUUGAAAGCAGUGCGCCUUUAUGACUCCCAAAACUACACUGGCUCGUAUAAAGAAAUAUUAACGCCAGAGCCUCGAUGUGAAAACUUUACAACUCCGAUCCGAGUAUCGAGUGUGACAGUAUCAACGCAAGACAUAAAGGUUGACUUUUUCAGCGAGACAAAUUGCCAGGGAAAGAUAUUGGCUAAUUCAGUGGGAAAUCUAGCACAAGUGGGGGGCCAAGAAGGACUAAUGGUCAAAAGUGUGAGUAAUCUACAAUACAUAUAUGUACAUAAGAAUAAGUGUGGUGUGGCGGUUAUCGAGUCUUUUGAAUCGGGGCAUGGGCUAAAGUCAAUCUCUUGGUUAAAGUGUACCGAUAAGAAAAGAGAGGGAAAUAAAGCGAAAACCUGA
This is a messenger RNA of Paraglomus brasilianum, 414 nucleotides long. NCBI's taxonomy places the organism in Eukaryota, Fungi, Glomeromycota, Glomeromycetes, Paraglomerales, Paraglomeraceae. The record is from the annotation of a GenBank genome assembly.